Messenger RNA from Astyanax mexicanus (Mexican tetra), 1178 nucleotides. RefSeq names its product phosphatidylethanolamine-binding protein 4. Lineage: Eukaryota; Metazoa; Chordata; Actinopteri; Characiformes; Acestrorhamphidae. The coding region runs from base 158 to 739 and encodes 193 amino acids. The record is from RefSeq and is a predicted model, not a curated record. The transcript has 7 exons.
GGGCGGUCCUAAUGCAGGGCCUACUUUCCCAAAUUAACCGUGACAUCUGAGCUGGAUGGGAGCACCUGUCAGGCGACGGGACAGAGCAGCUUGUUACUAAGCUAUAAAGUCUAUGAAGUCCGAACCUUCUGGACAAUUCUGAGAUAAAAACGCUGAGAUGAUUUUCGCGGGCUUUUUCCUCUGCGUGGUCGCGAGCCUCAGCCCCGGACUAACGACUCACUCUGAAGGACUGAGCGGAGAGGACGCAGCGUUUUGCAGAGGAGGUUUAGCUUUAAGUUACCCAGAUCUGGACAUAAACACCUGCAUGUUCAUUCCUCAAGAGGCCAGAGAGAAGAUCAGCAGGGAGUGGGGACCUCCAAAGGUGCAGCUGGCCACUGCUGAUGAGAAGAAGAAAUACACAUUGAUAAUGGUGGAUCCUGAUGCCCCAAGCCGAACUAACCCCACUAGAUCAUACUGGAGGCACUGGGUGGUGGUUGACAUUGAGGGCAAAGGGCUGAGGGCAGGAGACGUUAAAGGCAGUGUACUGUCUGAUUACACUCGUCCCACACCACCCCAACACACUGGGUUCCACCGCUACCAGUUCCUCCUCUACGAACAACCCACAGAUCAGGUCCUUACUCUCAGUGAGCAAGAGAAGAAGUCACUUGGGAACUGGGACCCACAAGCUUUUGUGCAGAAGUUUGGAUGUGAUGGUCCUGUGGCUUCCCUACAGUUCCUUACCCAAAACCAUAAGGAUUAGAUGAACUCUCACUGGCUUUUCUUUUUCACCUCUGACCACUGUUAUACCUGUUCCAAUAUUGUACUCUUUGUUUUUUUUUCGUUUGCUACACAAUAUAGGAAGACUCAUUCAAAUUAUAAUUUUAAAUGAUACAUAGUAUACUUACACGUUUUUAUAUUUACAUUUCCGUUCUACAGUACUUUUAGUUUAUAUUGGCUGUUUGAUUAACAUUUAACCUGUCUAAUAAUAUUCUAAUAAUGCCUAGUAUGACUAAAAUGUAUUUUAGUGUUAUGAAAGUCGUGUAUUUGUAUAGUUGGAUUCUUGUUUUCCUCCCAUGUAUUUAAGGCACACUGGCAAAACUUAGCCUGUGCUUUCAUCACUUCCUCUGCAAGUGAGUAAUAGGGUUCUAAAAUAUUAUUAGGCCUCAAGGGACAAUAAUAAAAAAAUACGGAAACUACCA